AAUAAACUCUUAAAAACCUUAGCCAGUAAGGUCAGGUCAUUAGGAAGUGGUUGGCAGCUAGGGCCACAACUGUAGCAAGCAAAUCUAGAAAAGGCUGAUAGUAUUCUACUGCAAGUUCUUUGAAGUCUUGUGAAGUCCAGUUCGUGUCUUGGAUCAUUAUUCCUCAUAUGCUCCUCUUUUGACCAAGACAGAAACCGAUAACAUACAAAUCAAAGAUAUAAAAGGUACCACCAUCUCAAAAUAUUGUACUUUUGUUAUAGAAAAAAAGAAAAUAAUAUUCUAUACUCUCCUCUGGACAUUGAUCAAGUCUUUUCCCAAUAUUAUAUGGUCGAAUAUUCGAAGGAACAGAGUCAUGAGAUGUGCAGCCAGCCACUGGUUUAUGAUAGUGCAGAGAAAACUCUCUGUUAAAAGUUUCUCCAGACUAAAAACUUUGUCUCCUCUCCUUUUCUCAAGAAGAUCAACAUUGUUCUCACAGGGCUAUGGAGGAAGAAGCAGCCAGUAAUAAUCAGAUACUAGAUGAGAAAAUCUACGUUGCAGUUGGGAUAAACGUAUGGAGGAACAUAUCAAACCUCUUGUGGGCAUUGAAAAACUCCCAAGGAAACAGAAUCUGCAUCCUUCAUAUUCACCACCCAUCUCCAACCAUUCCUCUCUUGGGAACCAGAUUUGAAGCUUCAACGGUAGAUGAGGAGUCACUGAGAGCAUACAGAGAAAAAGAAAAGACGAAGAUAGAUAAGAUUCUACAAAAGUACCUGAGUAUUUGUCUUUAUAAAGGGGUUCAGGCAGAGAAGCUGUGUAUAGAGAUGGACUCAAUUGGGAAAGGGAUUGUGGAAACCAUAUACCAACAUAGGAUCAGGAAGCUUGUUAUGGGAGCUGCUGCAGAUAAACACUAUUCCAUGAAAAUGGAGGAUCUUAAGUCCAAGAAAGCCAUCUUUGUUAACCAACAAGCGCCUGCUACUUGUCAGAUACACUUCACUUGCAAAGGAAAGCUUAUCCAUACAAGGGAAGCUAGAGUGGAUGAAGUGAGAGCUCUCUCUGUUCUCCUGUCCGAGUUUCAGCGGCUUGUGUUGCCACAAAUAAGCUCUGGUUCACUUGAAGAGGCAGUAAGUUUGAAUGGAGAAAAUAACAGAUCAUCCAUGGAUAUCAUCAGCUCUGAUACAUCGUCAAACGCGGGAAGAGUUGAGGUAACACUAAGCCAAGAUCAAGAGGAACCAGAUGACUCAUCAUCUUCUCAAGUUUUCCCGUGCAGGGGAAUGCGACUAGACGUGAUAAACUUCCUCAUCAAAUCCACCAUGUUAUGGCAGAAGCUCACAAUACAAAACCAUGAGCAUUCUGAGUGAUGUACAACAACUGAAGAGCUUUUUUUUUCAUGAGUUGCAGAGGAAGAGGAGAGAGAAUGGACUGGAAUGGUUUGUGAGUUGUGCAAUGGCUUACAAAAUGAGAGCUAGCUGUUAUGGCUUACAAAAUGGAACCUCUCAAUUUUCAUUCAUAUGUUAAUUUUUUUUCUUCUGAAAAUGAAUAAGCUUUAACGUUUACAGGAAUUACAUGCUUGAUCUUUGAACAAUGUGACUAUAUUAUAUAUAUGUGGAUGUUGUUAUGUUUUU
This is a messenger RNA of Brassica napus (rape), 1601 nucleotides long. Its product is annotated as U-box domain-containing protein 33. The transcript has 6 exons. NCBI's taxonomy places the organism in Eukaryota, Viridiplantae, Streptophyta, Magnoliopsida, Brassicales, Brassicaceae. The record is from RefSeq and is a predicted model, not a curated record. Bases 480 to 1337 code for a protein of 285 amino acids.